CGAAGCUACAAAGCUUUUGCGUUCAUGCUCUUAAAUAUAAUUUGCAGUGGGCGUGGAGCGAUACAUGCUGCAUCGACAAAGACAGCAGUGCUGAGUUGCAAGAGGCGAUUGGGUCUAUGUUUUCAUGGUAUCGUCGGUCGUCCUUGACGCUUGUUCACCUCUUCGACAUCUCCGACGCUGGUUCACUUGUCGACAGUGUCUGGUUCAAACGAGGCUGGACCCUCCAAGAAUUGUUGGCUUCACAAACUAUCUUGUUCUAUACACGCGGGUGGUCGCUCUACAUGAACUGUGACGUCGGAGAUCACAAAGCAGAUCCCGCCGUGCUUGGAGAGCUUCAGAAGGCAACGGGAAUAGCAGAAAAGCAUCUUCGGGACUUCUCUCCUGGCACGGAUGACGCGCGAUCCAGACUCCACUGGGCAUCAGGCCGCAGCACCACUCGGGUAGAAGAUGUUGCCUACUCUCUUCUCGGAAUCUUUGACAUUCACUUACCCAUCCUCUACGGUGAAUCCGCAGAGUAUGCACUCGGACGUCUCCUGGCAGAGAUCAUAUCGCGUUCGGGAGACGUUUCGGUUCUAGAUUGGGUCGGGAAGGCAUCCUCAUUCAAUAGUUGUUUCCCUGCCAACCUCGUGCCAUACCAGACGGUACCCCACAUCCAACUGAUCCCCAGCGACCCUGCUAGACGCGAUAACCUGGAUCUUGAAAAGGCACAUAAAUUGUACAGUAGCCUUGCAAGACUACCGCGUGCUGGAGUUGUCAAUAGGAGGCUUACAUUACCCUCUGCCGUCCACCAAGUUACGGCGGUCAAAUUGCGAAGUCCCUCGAUUAGCCCCUCAUGCUACCCAUACGAGAUUCAUGCAUCGCACCUGCUGCCCCUCGAGGUCACACUGUCGGUUACCCUUGACGAGGGUGUCGAUAGAUACAUUCUUGUACGUCCUUGGCAUCUACAAGAGCUCCCAACGCAGACCGGUAGCGAUGACGAUGCUGUGUGGGAGCUGCUGGAACAGCUUAAGCAGCCAUUCAACGCACUUCUACUCAAGAGGUUACUUCACAACGAGUACAGGAGAAUUGCAGGCGACUGUGCGAUUACUGCUUGUGUUCAGGAUCUGGCCGGUGUCUUAGACAGUGAAGUGUUGGUCUUGGGGAUUGUAUAGGUCGUGCCUAGCACUCAUGUGUCCACAUUUUUUAUCGAGAGAAAUACGAUGCUCUGACUCUGUAUGGAAC
This is a messenger RNA of Pisolithus orientalis, 1221 nucleotides long. RefSeq lists its product as uncharacterized. NCBI's taxonomy places the organism in Eukaryota, Fungi, Basidiomycota, Agaricomycetes, Boletales, Pisolithaceae. The transcript has a single exon. The record is from RefSeq and is a predicted model, not a curated record. The coding region runs from base 117 to 1151 and encodes 344 amino acids.